This is a messenger RNA of Penicillium argentinense, 228 nucleotides long. RefSeq lists its product as uncharacterized. NCBI's taxonomy places the organism in Eukaryota, Fungi, Ascomycota, Eurotiomycetes, Eurotiales, Aspergillaceae. The record is from RefSeq and is a predicted model, not a curated record. The coding region runs from base 1 to 228 and encodes 75 amino acids. The transcript is spliced from 2 exons.
AUGGAGGACUCUCGGAAACAAUUCGUUGAGUGGUGGCUUACGACAGGAUAUGGUAAGCAACAGGAGGGAGGCAAUAUCCAUUGGGAUGGCAAGAAGACAUCAGAUAUCUGGCAAAACUUUGAGCAAGUAGCACAUGAACGAACAGGGCAAGUUAAGGUUAUGUGUACUAAGUGCAGCUCAAAAGAGGAUCAACUUGCCGAGACAUUCAAGCCACCAAAUGAGACCUAG